CAUGGCCGAGAAACGGAUAAGACCCUCCCUCCCUACCUUCGGCGGGAGAGGAAAUGAAGAGAAAGUAGAAGUAGAAGUAGAAGUAGAAGUAAAAGAGUAAUGUCUGAAUCUGUUAGCUUUUUUGGUUCGACGCCCUUUCUUCGUUCUCGUCACCCAAACGUCGCCUCCAAAAGCAAUCAGUGUUCCAGAGUGAAGUGCGCAUCGUUGCCCCCAAAAGCUCGGGAGAGCAGGCGAUUGUUCUCCGUCUCUCUCCUAUUCCUUCUCUCUAUCCCUAAAACAGAUGCCGUGGCUGCUAGCAUUUUUGAUAAGUAUGUAAAAAGAAAAAAGCUUGAUCCGCUAGAGGCUUAUGUACCUGCUGUUAUAUUGUCUCAGUUGCAGUUUAAGGAUUUAGGGAAAACUCUGGAAGUUGAUCAACCACAAUAUGCUGCCUGUCGGAGUAUAUUACGUUCUGGCCCUGCAGCAUCCCUUCGUGUAAAUAUUCGUGCAGUAGCACAAUAUGCAUCUGAUGGUGGCCUCGGUAAAACUGCUUUCAGUGAUGUUGAUCAAUGUCUCAGAGCAUUGGAAGAACUCGAUUCUUUGCUUCUGCACGCGUCAAGAAAGGAUCCAGAAGCUUCAGUUGAAUCAAUGAAGGCAAAGAUUGGAAUUGCUGUUGAUGCAUUGGACAGCCUCCUCCAGACUGUACCUUCUGAUGUGUUGGAACAAGGGAAGUCUAUUGCUGAUGCUUAUAGGAUCCCAGAAGAUGUGGCACCUGAAGUGUCGGACCCAGAGAUUAAACAGUUGGAAUCGAUAUUAUGAGUUCUUAAACCUUAUGCUAUUGUCAUAUACAGCUACAUCCUUAUGUUAUUAUCAUAUACAGCUACACCCAUCCAACGAAAUGAAAAUGGUGCACGUUUGAUCCUAAUCCAUUUUGGGAAGGAAAUGUAAACUUUCCGGCAGAUUUUUGUAGUCGGUGCACUGUUAAAAGUUUUUCAUGUUAAAAGUUUUUCAUAUUGGCUUAGAAUAAAGUUUUUCGACUUUUAAGGGUGUCA
Cornus florida is the source of this 1028-nucleotide messenger RNA. RefSeq lists its product as uncharacterized. NCBI's taxonomy places the organism in Eukaryota, Viridiplantae, Streptophyta, Magnoliopsida, Cornales, Cornaceae. Bases 100 to 795 code for a protein of 231 amino acids. The record is from RefSeq and is a predicted model, not a curated record. The transcript has 7 exons.